This is a messenger RNA of Morone saxatilis (striped sea-bass), 1119 nucleotides long. RefSeq lists its product as uncharacterized. Gene Ontology annotation, biological process: positive regulation of T cell proliferation; cellular response to lipopolysaccharide; negative regulation of T cell proliferation. NCBI's taxonomy places the organism in Eukaryota, Metazoa, Chordata, Actinopteri, Moronidae. Bases 1 to 981 code for a protein of 326 amino acids. Gene Ontology annotation, cellular component: external side of plasma membrane. The transcript has 11 exons. The record is from RefSeq and is a predicted model, not a curated record.
AUGAUGCUGACAAUGGACGGUGACAUGUUGAUUUUCCUUUUAGCUCUGUGCUUCAUAUGUGUGUCUUCGGAUGAUGACUGCUUUGAGAAUCCUGAAUCUUGUAAGACUCAGAAGCUCAGCGCUCCACUUGGGUCCUCUGUGCUCCUCCAUUGUGACUUUACAACACAUAACUUCAGCUGGGUGUCAUGGAUCCACAGUGAAAGUCACCUGGUCCGCCUCAAAUCUGACGGGAUUAUUAAAUUCAUAGACCCCAGACAUGGCCGUGUGAAAGCCUUUCCAAACCAUGCCUCAAAGGGGAACUACUCCAUCAGCAUCGAUGAGCUAAAAGACACUGACCUGGGAUGUUAUCGCUGUGUGCACCAUAAUGACUGUCUUCAAGUAGAAUUGAUUGAGAGAGCUUUACAGAGCGAGUUGCUGCCACUGGUUUACACCUGUGUUGGCGUAGCUGCCUUAAUCCUGCUGACUGCUGGUGGCUACUUCUGCAUAAAAUGCAUAUUGUGCUGCAUUCACAGACCACAGGACAACACGAUCAAUAUUGUAAAUGUAGGAAAUGACGGUGCCAGUGCUCCACCUGUGGACACAGUAAAUGUGCAGCAGAGAGGAGAAGAUAAUCUUGUUUAUGAAAAUGAUGACCAAGGCUCAGUCAACCAGCAGGGCACCAGAAAUCAGUGCAGUCUGCCAGGAGUUCUGCCUGAACAAAGCACAAGUGGGAUUUAUCCAAACUUGAACCAGUUUAAUGUUGAGAGGGUGGAAAGUCAGAGAAGAAGACUGCGAUUGCAUACAGAACUCUUUAGCAGAUUACGGCAAGCAAGUCUCAGUCGUCAUUACUACGUGAACCGAGAUGAACUCAGCAAGCAACAAGCCAUGCCAGCUCCGGCAGGGAAUCAGCGCAGAGGUUUAGGGAAGAAGAAAGUCAACGAAAAUUGUGAAUACAAAAACCCGAUUUACAACAGGAGCACAGAUGAGCUCAACCGCCUGUAAACAACCAAGGACACAGUUUAUAUAAUAUUUGAGAUAUUGGUUAAACUUACUUACUUAUACAUUGUAUUUCACUGCCUGCACAUCUAUUAGACAGUGUUUGCUGUUUGGUAGAGUUCAAAUAAAGAUUUUGUUUUGUGA